UAUUCCAAAUAUUUGACAAGUGUUAGUUAUUUUGUUAGUGUAGUGGCAGCCAUUUACGAUUUACACACAGUUGCAGACUGCUUCAAAACAAACCGCCGCGUACGGCACAUUUUACGUGAUCUCAAAAAUUUGUUAGUAUUUAUUAUUUAAACGAAUAAUUAAAUAACUUUUCACCAUGGCUGCUACAAUGCCAAUAAAUCCAAAACCAUUCUUAAAUGGUUUGACUGGAAAACCUGUGAUGGUGAAAUUGAAAUGGGGCCAUGAAUACAAAGGUUACCUUGUCUCCGUUGAUGGGUACAUGAAUUUACAAUUAGCCAAUACAGAAGAACAUAUAGAUGGAAAUUGUACUGGCAAUCUUGGUGAAGUUUUAAUCAGAUGUAAUAAUGUUAUGUAUAUACGAGGUGUCGAAGAAGAAGAUGAAGAAGGAGAAAUGAAAGAUUAAUAUUUACUUAUAUUUAUAAUUCAAACUAGGUUAACAUAUUUUAUAUAUAAGUAAAGUAAGAAAACAUUGAAAUAAAAGUACAAUGCUUUUUUAAACCCAUUAGAGUUUGUAUUAUAUUCAUGAUAGUAACAUAUUUGUAUAGGAAUGACAAAAUUGAAAUGCAUCAAUGAGAAUACAUUGUUUAGAAAAGCAGACAAAUUUAACUACAUUUUGGAACAUUUAUUAUAAUAGGUUUUGGUCUUGAUCUAAAAACUAAUUUCUUGUUCACAAUGGCUUUUACAAUAUAUUCAGUUUUUAUCUGAGAA
Messenger RNA from Nomia melanderi (Alkali bee), 747 nucleotides. RefSeq names its product small ribonucleoprotein particle protein SmF (gene SmF). Gene Ontology annotation, cellular component: U1 snRNP; pICln-Sm protein complex; catalytic step 2 spliceosome. Gene Ontology annotation, biological process: mRNA splicing, via spliceosome; spliceosomal snRNP assembly. Gene Ontology annotation, molecular function: RNA binding. NCBI's taxonomy places the organism in Eukaryota, Metazoa, Arthropoda, Insecta, Hymenoptera, Halictidae. The record is from RefSeq and is a predicted model, not a curated record.